Molecule: messenger RNA, 3071 nt
Organism: Hevea brasiliensis (rubber tree)
Lineage: Eukaryota; Viridiplantae; Streptophyta; Magnoliopsida; Malpighiales; Euphorbiaceae
Exons: 3
Coding region: 929-2965 (678 amino acids)
Biological process (GO): asymmetric cell division
Source: RefSeq, a predicted model, not a curated record
UAAACUGCGGAGAUAACGUUACAAGGGGUCUUAUUCUUCUAAGGAAUCAUGCCAACCAGCCACACAUGAUUCAGCGCCAGCACAAGCAACAUCGUCUUCGAAGUUGGGUUCUUCUAGGUUUUUCGCUUCUUAAAUAUUAGAGACUGUCAAAAGCGGACCUUUUCCUUUUUCCGUUCUUUUCUUCUUCUGAAGAUAGAAGCAGUAAGCUACUUUUAUCACAGUUUCCUUUGCCUUGGACUUCUUUUAUGCUGUUUUGGCGUUUCUGGUAAAAUGGGUCAUUUCUAUUGAUGGGUUUUUGCUUCAGAGGCCGCCGUCGAAUGGGUAUACCUUGUCUUUUGAUAUCUUGCCCUCUAGUGGGCAUUUUUGGGGUUCUUCCUUUUCAUUUUGUGGGAAGGAGAUUUUCUUGAGAAAUGCAGUAGUGUUGUUUUGGAAGUUUAUACGAUUAUUGCAAUUGAAUCUCUCAUGCUGUAUUUUUUUUUUUUUUUUUGAUUCUUUGGAAUGGGAUUUUAUUUUACUUGAAUGAGUUUGGGAUAUGGACUGAGGAAGGCGGCAUUGGGAUUGGUUCUCUUCGAGAAGUUCAGUUCUUUAGUGUUUUAUUUUGAAUUCUUUGUAGCAAUCGACUAUUUGCUACAGGGAGUUUUAUUAUUGAUGUCAGAAAAGCAAAUGCUGGGAACAUAGACAAGGAGAAAUACUCGUUUCGUUAAAUUGUUGAAGUGUUUCCAUUCUGUGGAAGUAGUUCCCAUUUUUUAACUUACAAUUGGACUUUAUAGUUUUAGGGCUUUAAAUGCUUUAGUUUAGAAAUGUCUUUUUGUCUUUGAAUUGAUGGAAAUUGUUGCCCUGGGUGGUUUUUUUGGUCGAAAUUGGUAAAAGAGGAAAAUUAUUGUUGUAGAAUUUGGGUAGUAUUUUUGUCUUUUCUGGGAAAGCAGAAAUGGAUUUGUGGGUUUUUGGAGCAGCUGCUGCUGCUGGAUACAUUGCUAAACAUUGGCAAUAUGUUUCAAGGGUUAGGGAUAGUUUAUUGGAGCCUGGGCCCUCCAAAUGUGAGAAAAAUGAAACCCCCAGCUGCCCCUUCCGCAGAUUGACUCGGAGAAGGAAAUUGGCAGAAAAUACUUCUACAGGUGAGAGAUUGUCAGAUAUGUACAAGUUAGAUGAUGCUUCAGAAGCAGAAGGUUCUACUAGUGGUUAUGAGGACAAUGUGCUGUCCUUCUCAAGCUUGUCACUUGGAUUCUCAACAGAUGAAAACCUAAAAGAAAGUGAGGGUGGAAAUGUGGUGGGUGGUGAUAUGGGUGAUAAUUCUGGUGGGCCUUGUAUUAGUGAAGUGAAUUUUUUUAAUGAUUCUACAAGGAAAAGAAGCUCUCUUAGAACCAAACAUAUAUAUGGUCAUUUUAUUAAACCUUUGAGUUCCCUAGAAAGUUGCCUAAUGGCUCAGUUAUACAAGGAACACACGAAAAUGGAAGAGUAUGUGCUUAGGGUCUUUCCUUCACCUUCUACAACUAAGAGGCCGCUGCUUGUAAUUGAUGGAAACCAAACAAUUAACAGAGUGAAUGGUCAUUCUUUCAGUGCACAGAUCAGUACUGACAAUAAUAGGCUGCAUAAGGAGGAAAAUGUGUGUGGGGUUCCUCCACUGCCAAAAACCAGCGCAUUGGAUGCUUCCAAUAAGAUUAAAUCUAAGACAGGAAAGGGGCAUGAUAAAAGAUACAGCAAUUUCCAUAAAGCAGGCAGUGAAAGGCGUUUUGAUUCCCAAAAUGGGUCAUUUGAUCAAACAAUUUUAUUUUGUCUGGGCAUUUGUGUUGGCAUAGCCUCUUCUCUCCUAGCUAAUAGAAGAGAAGUAAACAAGUUAAAAAACUUUUUGAAGCAAAAAGAGAACUUGGUUCAAGAUCUGCAAGAGGAACUUGAGAUGAAAGAUUCAUUGACAGUGAAAGAGCUAGCUGAUGAGAACUAUGAAUCACAGGGUACAUGUGAGAACGCAUUUCACUACAGGGCACCAAUUCCAGUUGUUUCUGUACACAAUAUGGAUAGUUCAAUAAACAAUGAUGGUAAAGAAUCACCCUAUGAGAAGGCUGAGGAGACUUCAGAAGACAUGAGUAAAAUUGAAGCAGAACUUGAAGCUGAACUUGAGAGAUUGGGGCUAAACAUGAAUCUAUCUAAUUUGGAGAGAAGAUUGUCUGAUCUUGUUGAGCUUGACUCAGAUUUUGUAGCAGACUUUGCUCAAGGUGAACUACGAGAAGACAUGGUCAAUGGGCGAACUGUUGUCGAACUUGAAUCAGAUAGAGAUGCAAGUGGUACCUCAACAACUCACACUGGAAAUUAUACAGUUUCACCCCGAGAACUGAGCCUGUGUCUGCAUGAAGUUAUUCAAUCCAGACUCGAAAAGCGUGUGAAGAAGCUUGAAAUGGCCCUUCAAAACAGUGAGAGGAAGUUGCAACUCAGAGAAUCUGAGCGUAAGAAUGUUUCAAGUAAGUUGUCAAACGGUGAACUGAGGUACUCCUCUGGUGAAGAAACCGAAGAAAAUUUCAAUUCUACGGCCCAGCCUCUAGUUAUGAAUUUAUCGGGGGAAGCUCUUGAUGCUUACAAUGAAGCAUAUGAAGAGCUAAUGAAGAUAAAUGAGUCGGAAGAAGACGAUUCACCAUCUUGGGUUUAUGAAAAUAACCACGAAGGAGGCAUACCUCCAUUUAAUGAGAGCAUUUUGUGGGGCCAAAAUGGUGCAGCAAAUGAUUCCUUGACUCAUCUUACUUCCAAUAAAGAAAAACCAUCUAGAGAAUUAUACUUCAAUCAGUUAAAGGCAUCAAUGGAGCGAAACCCGGGAAUUCAGGAAUUGCUUUAUGAUGGUGCAAGUGAAGAUGAAAACAGCGAUUGCAGUGAUGAGAUGGAGAAGCAGCUCAUACAGCAAAUUGUGGAGAAGACUAGGAAUGGUUCUCCUGUAGUACAAAAUGCACAGAGGUGGCUGUUUUCCAUGGAUGAUGAAUGAACGUUAAAAACAAGAGUGGAAAAAAAAGAAAGUUUUGCAGUGUAUAGACACAUAUAGAAUGAUAUUAUAUUCGUAACUAUAGCAUGUUCUAUCCCAUUCGUUUAGU